UUCUCAUCCGGUGGGUCAGAAUCCAAAAGUGGCUCGUGGACAGCUGGUGAAAAAUUACUGGGGCUGAUUGGUUUACAACAUUGUGGUCAUCAUUUUAAAAAAAAAACACACACACAUUAUUUAGCCAAGCAUGCGUUGGAAAUGUUAUUACUUGAGAGUAUAACGGAUGCUACGGAUGUACAGUAUUCAUGUUGGGAUUUUUUGGGAGACGGUACUGAGGCGUACAGCGUCCCAUCACUGAACAUAUUGGGUCCAGGGGCAGGAAGUGUAAGUGCCUCGCCCACUAACCACUAGUUCAGAAAAUUCCAAAUUCAAAAACAAUUCAGUGCAGCUCAACCUCUGGCUGGAGGACAGCACGCAUCGCAUGAUGUCUUUGGCAGUACGUCAAGCUUAUUUGAAAUGGCGUCUCACCAACGCGGCGCAAAAGAGGCUAUUUUCAAAACACAUCUUCUUUUUCUUUCUUUCUUUCUUUCUUUUUCCGCUUCUUGGAGAAUUUCCGACAAGACAAGUUAUGUCAUUAUUUUUGAUGUAACAAAAGCACUUCCAAGAAAACCAGAGGCCGAAAAGGUACAGUAUAAAAAUAGCAAAGGGAGGCCAAACAAAAACAGCAAAUUGUCCCUUUAAGUGGACAAUUACAGUAUAUUUUUUUUUUUCAAUUGAUUUGUAACAUGACUUGCAAAUUUGGUCGCGGUUUUCCAAAAUGAAAGCAACUAAUCCAGUCGUUCAAUUACAGGAGCCUAGUAAGCCUAAGUGGUCAGUGGCAUUCCUAAAAACUACAACGUCAAUUCCGAUGAAGUUGGGACGUUGUGUUAAACAUCAAUAAAAACAGAAUACCAUGAUUUGCAAAUCACGUUCAACCUCUAUUUCAUUGAAUACACUACAAAGUAUUAUUAUUUAUUUCAUCUUCAAACUGAUCUAGAGUAUCUGACUACAUUUAAUACUGCAUUAUUGUCGGCCACUAUAACAUCGUGCAGUUUGAACAUUAGCACUGCACUUAAAGAGAGUCAAAUAAGAAGAAGAUAUAAAUAAUCUCCAAAUCCAUUUUUUCAACGAUACUUAUUCAACUAUUCUUCAAUUAAAAUGUCUCACACAUGAAGGGUCAACACAAAUUGUACCUCAGCAAAAAGUUGAAAACAAACCCUUCUUGAAUAUGAAAUGCAAAUGUUUUGAAGUUGAACGUUAAAUCCAACUGAACUGAACUUGGGCAGCAGUCACUUUAUGAGAAUUGCUGUCCCAGAUGAAGAAAGAGAAAUCCUGAGCGGCAUUACACACAUUCCCAGGAGAGACCAACACCUCGCGUGCCGGGAUUUCUGUUCAUAUAGCUGACUUUAUAUGGGUAGAGAAUAAUAAUCGUAAUAGUAAUCACGUUAUGUGAAGCAACAUUCAUUGGAUUCAAACCGCGCAGUGUGAGUGUGACGCAAUGCUUUGGAUCACAGAAACGGCAUUAUUGUGACACGCUGACAUCAUUCACGCACACAAACGGCAAGUUGGGCAGCACAGUCGUCGUGCUCAUCGGUCGGCGUGCUGCCGUUGUGUGGCCUCAUUGUGUAGAAAAGCUUCCAACUAUGAUCUAACGCUCUCUUUGUGACCCGUCGUUUUCCGCCUGGCACCGCGGCGGAUGGCGAACGUGACGAGCUUGUGGCUCAUCAGCCUCGCUAGUCCUCGGCGGCGAGUCACCGUGACCGUUCCUCUGCCUGCUUCGCUUGCGUUGCUGCGAGAACUCAAAAUCCAUCAAGCACCUUCUUUUGAGUUUCAUCUGCCAAGCAGCUGGAGCACUUGAGCGAAGCGGUUGUCGCAGCAACCGAAAGGAUUCGUUAAUGCUGACUGGUUCAUCCGCUCAUAUGGUAAUCGUUUGCCAUGAAGCCCAAACAAGCCUCAGACCGACGUUGCAGGAUGGAACGCGAAUGGAUGGACGGUGACCCGUGACCCGUGAGCCGUGACCCGUGACCUUCACCUUUGUGAGCGACUACCUCAAUCUUGCACUGGCUGCCUGCAGCUUUUCCAAAGCACUUUGUCAAGGUGUUUUCAAAGGUGCUAUGCAAAUACAGUUCUUAUUUGUAGUCUUCUUCAACCUAGCUACAUUAGGGAUUAGGAUUAAGGUUAAGGAUCAAAAUUCUGAUUGUGUUUUUGCUGUCUUCAACAACCCACUGAUGUUUGUCAGGCCAUUUCUCUACUUGCUUUGGUUUUCCCUCGCAAGAACUCAAAAUGUUUCCAACUUUGAUUUUGAGUCCCCCCUGCCAAACGAUCCCUUGACUUUGAAGGAUCCACACGUUCACAGGGAGCUGAUUCACCACCGGGACCUCUGCUGCAGGACGGAGGGAGCGCGACACAUGACUCGACAUUGUGAGCGACUCGCUAAAUGUAGGAAAAGUUGAUGUUCAGAAUGAAAUUUGUGAACCUGUUUCUGAUUCCUUCGACUGCGCGCCCUUUCCGAGCUAUCGAGGCUUGCCGGGCACCAGCAGCAUGCCGGAAAUGCAGGUCUUCUACCAGCCCGGUCAGACUUUUCAUCAGCGUCCGAGCCCGUACCCGGACCUCCUCCGGCAGCGUUCCCCGGAGGAGCAGGUGGAGCUGUGGUGGUUCCGAGAGCCGCGUCAGUCCCUUCUGUGUUACUGCGCUUCGGUCGCCCUCAUAUUAGGUUUGGGCCUGGGCGGCGUGGCCUUCCUCUCCACCAGCGGCUCCAGCGUGUCCAGCGAGUGGCGCCUCGGGGUGGGCGCCACGCUGUGUCUCCUCUCCCUGGCGCUUCUGCUCAAGCAGCUUCUCAGCUCCGCCAUCCAAGACACCAACUGCGUGCGCAGCCGGCGGCGAAUCGACCAGCUGAAGAGCGGCGGACGGGCCGACCCGGCGCUCAUCCUGGUCGCGGGUCUGGCGGUCGCGCUGUGUGGGACGGUUUUACUAUGUGCGACCGCCGAUGACGGCGGGGACGUGCGGGUGUCCGGUCUGGUGAUGAUCGCCGCGGGACUCGCCAUGGCUCUGGCGGUUGUGGGAUACGCUGUGCUGGUCCACCUCAAGAGAAGAAGGGAGCACAGCAGGAGGAGGACGGGAGCCGGCUCCGUCCGGGUGUUCUGUGUCUCGGGAGGACAGGCCGACCGGGCCGGGGGAGAAACCGCCUCCAGCUGAGCAACUCUGGAAUAGAAAGUGGACUCGUGGAAUUGGAACACGUUAUUUUUCGUACUUCGGUUUGUUCUCGCUUGGAAUUUUUCUGAAUUUUCCCCGAAGAAAUAAUCGCAGUGCCGUUCAAUUAAUCUGUUGUGAUAAUGGUAGACAAUGUCAUGCAGACAGGGAUGAAACCAAUUAUUGUUUACCGAUAAACCGUAAGAAAAUUGCAAUGGAGUGAGUACUUUCGUUGUUGCUGUUUUUUGUACCACUAAUCGUUGUAAUAUGCCCUGUUUGAAAACAAAGCUCUUGGUACC
Molecule: messenger RNA, 3410 nt
Organism: Phyllopteryx taeniolatus (common seadragon)
Lineage: Eukaryota; Metazoa; Chordata; Actinopteri; Syngnathiformes; Syngnathidae
Product: transmembrane protein 125-like
Exons: 1
Coding region: 2464-3117 (217 amino acids)
Source: RefSeq, a predicted model, not a curated record